GCAGAGAGAUUUGGCAUUCUGUUGAGAAGCGGGUACAGUUAGAGCAGACACUGCCGCUCCGAAGUAGCUUAGAACCACGUAUAGCAGCUCACGGAGGUUGUGCAAAACUUAGUAGGCAUGAUGUAUUGAGCUAUGCAAACUCAUUUCCUUCCUUUGGCGCACUUUGCUAUCAAGAGUCAUGGAGAAGAUGCUUGUGAACGUAAAGAAAUGGAUAGAAGAAAACAGAGCUGUCUUCUUGCCUCCAGUAUGCAAUAAGCUCAUGUAAGUUAAUGGGUUUGUGUGUGGUUUUUUUAUUAAUGGAACAUGUGCAGAAUUUUCUCCUUCUCUUGAGGGUCGGACUCAAUGCAAUGGCUUACAAGAAAGGAGAUUCUGACAAAACAUAAUGAAAAACUUCUGACAGUAAGAGCUGUUCGGCAGUGGAACAGACUCCCACGGGAGGCGGUGAAUUCUCCUUUCUUGGAGGUUUUUAAGCAGAGGUUGGAUGGCCAUCUGUCAUGGAUGCUUUAGCUGAGAUUCCAGAUGACCCGUGGGGUCCCUUCCAACUCUAAGGUUUUAUGAUUCUAUAAUUCGCUGUUCUAUGUUUCGUUGAAAACAAAAUGUUGUUUUUCAAUUCUUAUGCAAAUCAAAGAGGAGAGGAGAGUCACGGCUCAGUAGAGCAGCAAUGCUUUGCAUACCAAGAGUUCCAGGUGCAGCGCCUGGCAUCUUCAGGUAAUACUGGGAGAUUCCUCUGUCUGAAACCCUGGAGGACCACUUCCAGUCAGUGUAGACAGUACUGAGUGGUCUGAUUUGGUACAAGGCAGCUCCCUAUGGUCCUUGAGUGAAAUACUGUAUAUGUCUGCCAAAGGUCUUCAAAGUCUGGCCGAAACAGGAGCAAUCAAACCUAAAGCCUGUUUUGCAUAUUUAAAGCCAUAGCUGUCAACAUUAAGUACACAGUAAUUCUUGAUUCUGAACAUGCUUUGUAGUCUUUGUGGCAUUCAUAGAUGCAAUGAUAAUAAACUUGUUGUAUGCCUGUGGACAGCAGUUUGUAAGACUGUACAACACUCCACAAAUAAUAUUUUUCACACCUUGAAAUAAAACACAGGUUCAGAAUUAUUAUUAUUAUUAUUAUUAUUAUUAUUAAUACCCCACCCAUCUGACUGGGCUUCCCCAGCCACUCUGGGUGGCUUCCAACAAAAUAUUAAAAUACAGUAAUGCAUCAAACAUUAAAAGUUUCCCUAAACAGGGCUGCCUUCAGAUGUCUUCUAAAAGUCUGGUAGUUGUUGUUCUCUUUGCCAUCAGGUGGGAGGGUGUUCCACAGAGCGGGUGCCACUACCAAGAAGGCCCUCUGCCUGGUUCUCCGUAACUUGGCUUCUCGCAGUGAGGGAACUGCCAGAAGGCCCUCAGCACUGGAGCUCAGUGUCUGGGUAGAACGAUGGGGGGGAGACACUCCUUUAGAUAUACUGGACCAAGGCCGUUUUGAGAAGAACUCCAGGCUUUGAAGAAGCAAGUCAUAUAACUGUGAAACAUGUAUGAGUUUUCCAGGCACCAAGAGGGUGGGAAUAACAUAUCAUAAUCAAAGUGCAACAACAAUUUUAGGAUAGCUCAGAGGUGGGCUAUGCAACCAGUUCAGCUGAAUCCCACUGACUCAGAAAGAUUUGGGAUGAUUCAGCUUGAAUCUGAAUCGAAUUGAAGCCACUCCAACUUGCUCUGACUUGCUCUGAGUAAAUUGGGAGUGAUUUGAGCCCAUUUGGAGCUUGGAACUCUGCCUAAGCUUGGCUGCCUGCCCCACCCCAUCCCCACCCCCCAGUGUUGCAAAACACCAUAUUAGGUGGAUGCCAGUUUGGGAAGUUGGACUUUGCUCACUGAGAGCUCUAUCUCCCAACCCAGAGCUAAAGUCUCACUGAACACUUUCCAGUCACAGUGCUUGGGGAGAGGGAUGGUGAAAACUUCAAAGUACAACUCAGCUCUCACUGGCUUCAUUCUUCUGCAAGCUCCCUCUCUGAAUGUUAGAAAGCAGGAAUGUGGGAGAAAUUUGAUUCAUUUCUCAUGUAGAGGUGAAACUCACUAAUUUACACUAUUUGAAACAAUACACGAGCAUCCUUUGAAAUUUGAACUUCUCCAAAUUUUGCAGUGUAGUUUGUUGACCAAGUAAAUUGUAUAAAAGUGCACCUGUCAAUGAAAAUAGCAUGCGGAUAUGCUUUAUAUCAGGGAAGCCAGCCAUGCAAAAUUGUGCAAAUAGGCAAGGUUGCAUACAAAAAUGCUGGUUUGAAGAGUCUUUACUCUUUUAUCCUUUUAUGCCUUAAAUUAUCAUAGGUUUAUGUUAAAAAUUGGUAUUUUUAUUACCCUGCAGGCACCGCUAUCAGCUCAAUGUAAUGUUUGUUGGUGGGCCAAACCAAAGGAAGGAUUAUCAUAUUGAAGAAGGAGAAGAGGUAACCCAUUGGGAAGUCUUUCAUUUAGUGAUUUGGGUACAAUGUCCUUAUGUAGGCUUGCACUAUCUAUUACGCAAUGCCCUCUAGAUGUUGUUGGACUACUACUUCCAUCAUGCUUGAUCAUUGGCUACUCUGGCUGGGACUGAUAGAGGAGUAGGGGACUGUUAUCAUUAAGCUAUUUUUUUUAAAGCGAGCCUCUUAGCCCAGGCAUAGGAAAACUUGGCCCUCCAGAUGUUUUGGGACUAUAACUCCCAUCAUCCCUAGCAAACAGGACCAGUGGUCAGGGAUGAUGGGAAUAGUAGUCCCAAAACAUCUGGAGGGCGGAGUUUGCCUAUGCCUGAUCUUAGCAUUCGUAGCUUGCAGUUUUCCAUGUAUCCAAUAGAUGUCAGCAUAUUCCCUCAUAUUGAAUUUUUAAAUCCACAGUUCAGUUUUCCAAAACUGAUUGUGCAAGCGCUGCAAUAUACAUGAAUCCCUUGCAGACUGUACAUAUGGCAUUGUGAUAUGCAUACUCUAAAUUAAGUUUUCCCCUCUCCUACACUGUAGUUGUUCUACCAGCUGGAAGGAGAUAUGUGCCUGAAGAUAAUAGAGAAUGGAAAACACAAGGAUAUCUACAUUAAAGAAGGAGAGGUAAACAUAGGCUUGUAAAUGGUUAAUGGAAAAUGGGUGGGGGAAAUAUGCACAUAAAGCAAGGGUGUAUUUGUCAUAGUUCUCUCUGCUGAAGAAACAAGCCACAUUUUCCAUUGACUUGUGGCUUACCUCUUCAGCUAUAGGAACGUCUGCAUGAAAAGAAAAACAAGCAAACAGAAUGAGCUCUGGAUGCUCCUGGAGCCCUCCCCUUAUCAUGUGUAUAGCAUACCUUCCAACAUUUCUCCAAUACAACCUCUGUAUCCUCCAUCCAGACAAGCAAGAGGUAUUAUCAGAGUUCAAGGACACAUUCCAGCCAGAAAACAUUCAGGGGGUGAAACAAGGCCAGUGUAUGGCCUGAGGAGAAUUCUGAGGGCCAGAUAGAGCAGGAUUUGGCCCCCAAGCCUGAGGUUCCCCACUCCUGUCAUGAACUGUGGCAACUGUUUCAACUUCCUUUCUUUUUUUUCUGGGCAGAUGUUCCUCUUACCAGCCAGGAUACCACAUUCCCCUCAGAGAUUCGCAAACACUGUCGGAUUGGUUAUUGAGAGAAAAAGAUUAAAGACUGAAACCGAUGGACUCAGGUGAAAUAUAAUCUUCUUAAAACUCUGACUCUAUUACCUUGAGCAAGAACCAUUUUGGUUCAAAAAAGUGGCAUACAAAUAUUGUAGUAUAAAUACAGUACUUAUGCAAUAUGUAACCUCUCCGGGGCACAAACCUGGGCAGUGUGUAUGGAGGCCCUUGGCUGCCCAGAUGAUAUGGUCCAAAGGAAAGUAGAGCAACAUGUUUGGCUGCUGGAGUUACCAGAAGGAGGCGUACAAGACGCCAUCCAACUGUUUUAGGGCCUCCACUCUGGGUUUGUGUAGGGGUUACUCCUUAGCAUUUUCUUCUCCCAAACAUAUCCCACAACGCAACGAAGGUUUAGGAUCAGAGUAUUCCUUCUCCUUGAUGGGCCACCUUCCCAGGUUUUGAUGAGCCCCAUCUGCUCCUCACUUCCUUCUACAGCACAUGCAGAAACCACCUUCUUGACCACUGAACCCUCCAUUGGCUGCACAAUCCAACAGAGCCUGUCUUCACAUUCAGGAGGAAGUCCCUAACCCACUGAGGGUUUGAGACCCAUCAACUACCCUCACCUGGUUUAGCUGGUGUGGCCGCUGUCGCAUGCUGGCAGCUUCUAGGAGUCACAGGUGAGAUCUGAGUGUAGGAUGGAGACCAAAGUGGGACAAACUAGCCCAUAAGGAGCACAAUGCGUGUGUGUGUCCCCCAUAGGUACUACCCCUCCUGUAACAUCCUACACAUCCAUGGAGCUCACUUCAGUGCUGAUAAAGCAGCGAUUUGACUUCACCUCUGGAGGCACAUUGCACUGUCUCUCUAGACAGAUGGAUGCCAACAAGUAUGCAAUGUGUAGUAAAUAACAUAUUGAGGAAAGAGUCAUAGAUCAGUGGGACGGGGCAUAUUUGCACACAGAGGGUCUGGUAUCUCUCGGCUGGGCUGGAAAUGUCCUCAGUUUCAAAUCCUGGAGAUCUUCUGCCCAUCAGUGCAGACAAUACUGUGCUUAAUGACAAGGAUGUGCUGCCAUGUAUUUGAAUUAACUGAAGUCCAAUCUAAGCUGAAAUCAGAUUUCAAGAUUCUCACUGGUGCCGAAUUUUAUUAUCCUACCCAGUGCAGAUAAGUUCAAAUCAAAGCAUUAUACAUUUAUUUGUUUUUAACCAGUGCAUAAUAUUUUGAAACACAUUUAGAGAGUAAAAUAACACAGCCUUCCAUUUUAUAUGAUACAGCCACUUAAUGCGGUUCCUCCCCCACCCUUUUGUCAGAUACUACGUUGGAGAAUCAACCAAUGUCCUUUUUGAGAGAUGGUUUUACUGUGAAGACCUUGGCACACAACUUAUCCCAAUAAUCCAAGAGUAAGUCUUCUCCAUUUUAUUUCAUUGGGCUGAAUCCAAAUAACUUUUAUUCAGAGCUGACCCACUGAAAUUAAUGGGCCCAAGUUGUAUUAUUAUUAUUAUUAUUAUUAUUAUUAUUAUUAUUAUUAUUUGCUGCUCAUCUAACUAUCUGACUGGGUUGCCCCAGCCACUCUGGGCAGCUUCCAACAAAACACUAAAAACACAAUGAAAUACCAGCCAUUAAAAACUUCCCAGAACAGGGCUGCCUUCAGAUGUCUUCUGAAAGUCAAAUAGUUGUUUAUCUGUUUGACGUCUGCUGGGAGGGCUUUCCACAGGGCAGGCACCACUACCAAGAAGGCCCUCUACCUAGUUCCCUGUUGCUUCACUUUUCACAGAGGAAGUGGGAAAGCAAACAUGCAUUUGUAAUGUCGCCCAGACAUACAAUUUGGUUACCUAUAUUAGUCUGAAAGGUUUUACUCCUUUAACAUUUGUCAUUCCAGGUUUUUCAGCUCAAGGCAGUAUCAGACUGGAAAACCCAAUCCAGGUAAUAUAAACUGAUUUCAGAAUCAAAGCAAUUAUUCAACGAGUAAUAAUAUGGGUGGGGUUUUUUCCCUUAAGGAAAGCUUAAUUAACAAAAACCCUAUUAUUACUGGCUGUACUGGCUGUGUACACAUGACACACUGAAAGCACACACACCUUGGGAAUCCUGGGAACUGUAGUUUACCACUCACAGAGCUACUAUUCCCAAUCUCAGCAUCCUUAAAAGUUUCCAGGAUUUGGGGGUGGCAGUGGAUGUGAUUUAAAUGUAUGGUAUGUACAGAACCACUGUCUCUCUUUAAACACUGCUCCAAAUGAAAUAACAUCUGCAGGAGAAAUGCUAACUUUCUUCUCUCUUUUUCUCUUAACUGAGACUCUGCCAGAAUUAAAGGGUAGAAACAACAGGGAGAUGGAUUUAGUGCCUAGCUUUCUCUGAGCUUUUCAGGAUCUCAAAAAUUAAAAUACAUAGCUUUCUAACAAAGCUUUUCAUAAGAAAGAGGAAUACUUUGGUCUGGAGUGUUUGUGCUUCCUCUGACAGCUUCAAUAAACUUGUGCAAAAGGUUCAUGGUGGUUCAGUUCAAUUCCCAUGGUGAAAUAUUAGGAGAGCUCUUAGGGAUGAUUGUUUGCACACGGCCCCACGGAGUGGCUUCCAUGGUUAAGAGUAUUACAAAGCAAAAGAGGAGCUAUUGUGUUUUAUCUAAGGUGUUUAUUCCCGCCCCCCUUAAAAACUCUUAUGAGAGUAUUUCUCUCUCCUCUAUUAUAUUAACAAUAACAAAACCACUUGUGUUUAUUUCUAGAUACAAAGAAGCUAGACUACUUGAAGCCAGUUUGUCUCUUAAACUUAACACAACAGACAGAGUAGAUUAAAAAAUGGCAAAUGCUAUAAUUGCAUUUUAGCAACAGCCAUUGGGUUUUACAGUGGUUUAUCCUGGGGGGACACAGGUGGCGCUGUGGGUUAAACCACAGAGCCUAGGACUUGCUGAUCAAAAGGUUGGCGGUUUGAAUCCCUGCGACGGGGUGAGCUCCGUUGCUCGGUCCCUGCUCCUGCCAACCUAGCAGUUCGAAAGCACGUCAAAGUGCAAGUAGAUAAAUAGGUACCACUCCAGUGAGAAGGUAAAUGGCAUUUCCGUGUGCUGCUCUGGUUCACCAGAAGCAACUUAGUCAUGCUGGCCACAUGACCCAGAAGCUGUACGCCAGCUCCCUCAGCCAAUAAAGCAAGAUGAGCGCCGCAACUCCAGAAGUUGGUCAUGACUGGACCUAAUGGUCAGGGGUCCCUUUACCUUACUAUCACAGGGAUGGAGAAGCUGUGAGCCUCCCAUAUGUUGUUGUCCUCCGGUUCCCAUCAGCCCCCAAAGAGCAAGGUCAGGGAUGAUGUGAGCUGUAGUUCAGCAAAACAUCUGGAAAGCCAUGGGCUUUCCUGGUUCACCCCUAACUGUGUGCUACACUAGAACUGUUGUUGUUGUUGUUUAGUCGUUUAGUCGUGUCCGACUCUUCGUGACCCCAUGGACCAGAGCACGCCAGGCACUUCUGUCCUCCACUGCCUCCCGCAGUUUGGUCAAACUCAUACUGGUAGCUUCAAGAACACCAUCCAACCAUCUCAUCCUCUGUCGUCCACUUCUCCUUGUGCCCUCAAUCUUUCCCAACAUCAGGGUCUUUUCCAGGAAGUCUUCUCUUCUCAUGAGGUGGCCAAAGUAUUGGAGCCUCAGCUUCACGAUCUGUCCUUCCAGUGAGCACUCAGGGCUGAUUUCCUUCAGAAUGGAGAGGUUUGAUCUUCUUGCAGUCCAUGGGACUCUCAAGAGUCUCCUCCAGCACCAUAAUUCAAAAGCAUCAAUUCUUCGGCGAUCAGCCUUCUUUAUGGUCCAGCUCUCACUUCCAUACAUCACUACUGGGAAAACCAUAGCUUUUACUAUACGGACCUUUGUUGGCAAGGUGAUGUCUCUACUUUUUAAGAUGCUGUCUAGGUUUGUCAUUGCUUUUCUCCCAAGAAGCAGGCGUCUUUUAAUUUCGUGACUGCUGUCACCAUCUGCAGUGAUCAUGGAGCCCAAGAAAGUAAAAUCUCUUACUGCCUCCAUUUCUUCCCCUUCUAUUUGCCAGGAGGUGAUGGGACCAGUGGCCAUGAUCUUCAUUUUUUGAUGUUGAGCUUCAGACCAUAUUUUGCGCUCUCCUCUUUCACCCUCAAUAAAAGGUUCUUUAAUUCCUCCUCACUUUCUGCCAUCAAGGUUGUGUCAUCUGCAUAUCUGAGGUUGUUGAUAUUUCUUCCGGCAAUCUUAAUUCCAGCUUGGGAUUCAUCCAGCCCAGCCUUUCGCAUGAUGAAUUCUGCAUAUAAGUUAAAUAAGCAGGGAGACAAUAUACAGCCUUGUUGUACUCCUUUCCCAAUUUUGAACCAAUCAGUUGUUCCAUAUCCAGUUCUAACUGUAGCUUCUUGUCCCACACAGAGAUUUCUCAGGAGACAGAUGAGGUGAUCAGGCACUCCCAUUUCUUUAAGAACUUGCCAUAGUUUGCUGUGGUCGACACAGUCAAAGGCUUUUGCAUAGUCAGUGAAGCAGAAGUAGAUGUCUUUCUGGAACUCUCUAGCUUUCUCCAUAAUCCAGCGCAUGUUUGCAAUUUGGUCUCUGGUUCCUCUGCCUCUUCUAAAUCCAGCUUGUACUUCUGGGAGUUCUCGGUCCAAAUACUGCUUGAGCCUUCCUUGUAGAAUUUUAAGCAUAACCUUGCUAGCGUAUGAAAUGAGUGCAAUUGUGCGGUAGUUGGAGCAUUCUUUGGCACUGCCCUUCUUUGGGAUUGGAAUGUAGACUGAUCUUCUCCAAUCCUCUGGCCACUGCUGAGUUUUCCAAACUUGCUGGCAUAUUGAGUGUAGCACCUUAACAGCAUCAUCUUUUAUAAUUUUAAAUAGUUCAGCUGGAAUACCAUCGCUUCCACUGGCCUUGUUAUUUGCAGUGCUUUCUAAGGCCCAUUUGACUUCACUCUCCAGGAUGUCUGGCUCAAGGUCAGCAACCACACUACCUGGGGUGUACGAGACAUCCAUAUCUUUCUGGUAUAAUUCCUCUGUGUAUUCUUGCCACCUCUUCUUGAUGUCUUCUGCUUCUGUUAGGUCCUUACCACUUUUGUCCUUUAUUAUGGUAAUCUUUGUACAAAAUGUUCCUUUCAUAUCUCCAAUUUUCUUGAACAGAUCUCUGGUUCUUCCCAUUCUGUUGUUUUCCUCUAUUUCUUUGCAUUGCUCGUUUAAGAAGGCCUUCUUGUCUCUCCUUGCUAUUUUUUGGAAAUCUGCAUUCAAUUUCCUGUAUCUUUCACUAUCUCCCUCGCAUUUUGUUUGCCUUCUCUCCCCCGCUAUUUGUAAGGCCUCGUUGGACAGCCACUUUGCUUUCUUGCAUUUCUUUUUCAUUGGGAUGGUUUUCAUUGCUGCCUCCUGUAUAAAGUUGUGAGCCUCCACCCAUAGUUCUUCAGGCACUCUGUCCAGCAAAUCUAAAUCCUCAGAUGAUCUGAGCCACAGUCAGCUCCAGGUCUUGUUUUUGCUGACUGUAUAGAGCUUCUCCAUCUUUGGCUGCAGAGAAUAUAAUCAAUCUGAUUUCGAUGUUGCCCAUCUGGUGAUGUCCAUGUGUAGAGGCGUCUCUUGUGUUGUUGGAAAAGCGUGUUUGUGAUGACCAGCUUGUUCUCUUGACAGAACUCUAUUAGCCUUUGCCCUGCUUCGUUUUGAUCUCCAAGGCCAAACUUGCCAGUUGUUCCUUUUAUCUCUUGAUUCCCUACUUUAGCAUUCCAAUCCCCUAUAAUGAGAAGAACAUCCUUCUUUGGUGUCACUUCUAUAAGGUCUUGUAAGUCUUCAUAGAAUUGGUCAAUUUCAAUUUCUUCAGCACCAGUAGUUGGUGCAUAAACUUGGAUUACUGUGAUGUUAAAAGGUCUGCCUUUGAUUCGUAUUGAGAUCAUUCUAUCAUUUUUGAGAUUGCAUCCCAGCACAGCUUUCGCCACUCUUUUGUUGACUAUGAGGGCCACUCCAUUUCUUUUACGGGUUUCUUGCCCACAGUAGUAGAUAUGAUAGUCAUCCGAACUGAAUUCGCCCAUUCCCAUCCAUUUUAGUUCACUGAUGCCCAGGAUGUCAAUAUUUAUUCUUGCCAUCUCAUUUUUGACCACAUCCAACUUACCCAGGUUCAUGGUUCUUACAUUCCAGGUUCCUAUGCAAUAUUUUUCUUUACAGCAUUGGACUUUCCUUUCCCUUUCAUGCAUAUCCGCAACUGAGCGUCCUUUCAGCUUCGGCCCAGCCGCUUCAUCAGCUCUGAAUCUACUUGUACUUGUCCUCCACUCUUCCCCAGUAGCAUGUUGGACGCCUUCCAACCUGAGGGGCUCAUCUUCCAGCGUCAUAACUUUUAUAUGCCUGUUGUCUUUGUCCAUGGAGUUUUCUUGGCAGGGAUACUGGAGUGGCUUGCCGGUUCCUCCUCCAGGUGGAUCACGUUUGGUCAAAACUCUCCACUAUGACCUGUUCAUCUUGGGUGCCCUGCUCGGCAUAGUUCAUAGCUUCUCUGAGUUAUUCAAGCCCAUUCACCACGGCAAGGCAGUGAUCCAUGAAGGGGACACUAGAACUAGUGCUAAUCAUUUGGCUGCCACCAAAAUGGGAGUGACACACAGAUUCCUUCACCUUCUUUAAAGAUCUAGUAGAAGUUACCUCGUGUCAUGCAUGCCAUCCAUUCAUAUUAUAUCCUGGGAUGUGAUCAUGUGAGUUCACUGUCUCUCAACCCAAGCAGGGUUGCUAUGGAGUUAAAAUGAUGGAGGAGAGGAGGAGAAAGAGAAAGGUUUAAGCUGCUCUGGGCAGCCUUGAAUGAAAGGUAGGAGGGAAAUGCAAUAAAAAUAGAUGGUUGUUGCAAGAAGAAAACCAUCAUCUUUGUGACCUGUUUUAUGCAUCAGUUGUUCAUUUAGCUAAGUGCAGUCAUCCUUGCUGUUCAAGGAUGUUAAUGUACAUGACAAGUUCCUGGAAUAAGGGUGGGUGAAUCUGCCCAUUUUGGUUUCAGUUUCUCAUUUUUUAAGUCAUUUCACAUGUCUGUAUCAGUAUGUGAUUUUUUAAAUAAAAAAAUCCCCAUGAAAAUUCAUCAGCAUUUUAGUGAAAUUUCCUCCUUUUAUCUGCAAUUUUGCCAGGCAUACCCCCCCCCUUUUUUUUUUUUGCAAAGCAAUUUUGCAUUUUAUAUAUUGUUUUCGGGAACAUAUGCCUUUUGAUGCACACUUUAAUAUACACAUUUUUGUACACAUCAUUUGGUUGGGGAACUGCAUCAUAAAAUGUAGAGAAGUGUGAAUCUUGAAGAUUUGCAUGUUGUUUCAGGAACUUCCAAUUGGGUAGGUUCGCAUUGCAAGUCCUCACUAAACUGAAUUUCUUCUCCAUCUCUACCUACAAGACACCACUAGAUGCAGUAGCCAUCAGAGGGGUUGGGGUAGGCAGGACAACGUUGCUCACCUGCGUUCCCAACACUGAGCAUUCCUGAGAGGAGGAAAGGUGAGACACAGGGUAGGGAGUUCAGUGAAGAAGAAGAAGGAGAAGAAGAAGAAGAAGAAGAGUUUGGAUUUGAUAUCCCGCUUUAUCAUUACCUGAAGGAGUCUCAAAGCGGCUAACAUUCUCCUUUCCCUUCCUCCCCCACAAGAAACACUCUGUGAGGUGAGUGGGGCUGAGAGACUUCAGAGACGUGUGACUGGCCCAAGGUCACCCAGCAGCUGCAUGUGGAGGAGCGGGGAAGCGAACCCGGUUCACCAGAUUACAAGUCUACUGCUCUUAACUACUACACCACACUGGCUCCCAGUGAGGUGCAAACAUGGUGGCAGGAGCACUGGACGACCUCUGCUAAGCCUCUUCCUUCCUCAGAACUAACAGUGACUCUUGGGGUUGGGAAGGCAGGUGUUGGGAAGAAGCUGCCCAGCUUGUGCUGCUCCACCAUGCAUGAAGUGUUGGCCUGAGGGUUUCUAAAAUUAAAAGACCUUAGAGGCCAGUUACCAGGAAUAGCAUUUUCUUGCCAGAGAUCUGCAGAGUUUUAACAAGUUUCUUAUCUGUUUGGGUUGGGUUUUUUUAACUAUAAAUUUUGGUGCCAUGUCUUUGUUAUUCACAGCGCAGUACAUUUUUUUUUUCCACAUCUAAACCUGAUCUGCAAAAACAAUUACACAGGAUACAGGAAGCUUUCUAAGUAGGCCAAAUGAACGCAAUCCCAGGACCCCUGGCUGACUAUACUACUGAUGCUUACCUAAUGUGCUUCAUAACUUCUUGGGAUACCACAGAGAGACGUUGCAUUUUUCUGCAUCUUAUUUGGACCAUUACCGAAAAAGCACCCCAGAGACAUGUUUUGAGAGUACCCUGUGGCUUUCGGAGAAGAAAACGGGAGUGUGGGAGAAGAUUUCACCUUUGCAUUUAGUUAAGAGACUGAAGUUAAUUUCACAGGGUGCAGAACUGUGAACCUCAGAACAGGAUUUGAAAGGGCAGAGAGUGUUUCAGACUGUUUCAAAACAAUCAGGAAAUGCAGGGUAUUAAAUGUUGAAGUGCUGCGUAAUCAGUUUUGCUCCGUAUUGGCCAAGAGAAUCCCUAGAAGGCAUUUGAACUCACAGUAGGGAGGUAAUGAGUAGUGGCAGUAAAUGUGUCUGCUUAAUGUUGUCUGUAUUUAUGACAAAGCAGGAGUUGAAAGACCCAAUGGGUGGCAGGUUUAAAGAAGCUGGUGAAGGGCAGGAGAAGCAGUCGUGGACUGUUAGAUAAUUUGAAAUUUGGCCCUUGUCCUUUUCUACCCAUAUGUUUGAAUCUUCUGAAACACCAAGUAUUAAUAUGACAAUAUCACAUGUUCUUGCAAUAAGCUUUCUGAUGGGCAAACACCUGUCGCCACUUCUAAAGCAAUCAGAAAUAUAUAUAUCUAUCUUUUCUACCUCUAGAUUUUCUUUGUUUUUAGAUGAACUUCUGAAAGAAAUGCCUUUCCCGUUAAACGAAGCCAAGGUCAUGGAUCCUUUUUCCUUUCAAGGCUGGCUGAACAAUCAUCGUGAAGAGAUAGAUCAGAAGAAAUCCUUCAGACUUUUUGGAGACAACUCUGAAACUGAGGUAGAAAAAACUUGAGUACUUUCAAAAGGAGGAGUUGGGUGAAUUAUUUUUUCAAGUGAACAGGCAGUCUCCUGUGGAGAAGUGUUUUUUAUAUCUUAUUCAGGGGCAGGGAAUAAAUGAUAUGCAAUGUUCCUCAAGGAUAAUCUAGCCUGAAGAUGUCCAUUCUCUCUCUUCUAUUGGCCUUGGACAAGGGUGAGGAAUCUCUGCCCAAUCUCUUUUGGACUUCCAGUAGAUGAAGGCAGCUGUAGUCAAGCCAUGUCUGGAAGACUGCAGGCUCCCAAACCCUGAACUAGGAGAAACUCUAUAGCAGUUGUAUGCCCAACAGCCAUUCUAGGGAGCUAUACAGAUUCCUGCUAAUACACAAACUGAUUUACACCAGUACUUCCGAGGAACAAUGAUUCAGUCAUCAAGAGACCAAACAAGUGACAUUAAAUGUGCCUUUUCAGUUAACAUUAAACAUAAAUAAAAAUAGAUAUUUAUAUAACUUAUUCAAAGUGUUGGUGCUGACAGCCCUAAACAGCCUCUCAACCCCAUCGUUCUGUCCAGACAUUGAGGUUCAGCUCUGAGGGCCUUCUGGUGGUUCCCUCACUGCAAGAAAUGAGGUUACAGGGAACCAGGCAGAGGGCCUUCUCAGUGGUGAUUCUCUCCAUGUGGAACGUCCUCCAAUCAGAUGUCAAGAAGAUAAAUAACUAUACAACUUUUAGAAGACAUCUGAAGGCAGCCCUGUUUAGGGAAGUUUUUAAUGUUUGAUGUUUUAUUAUGAUUUUAUAUUUGUUGGAAGCCACCCAGAGUGGUUGGGGAACCCCAGCCAGAUGGAUGGGAUACAAAUAAUAAAAUUAUUAUUAUUAUUACUAUAUACCUCUAUUAAUCAAGUCUGAUUUGAGGUGGUUUACAAUGUCAGAAAAAUCCCCCACCUGGAUGCAUCUUCUAUUGAUGAUAUUGCUUUCCUCACAAAAGUGACCAAAAUCAACUUACAAAAACAAUAAAUCAUUAAAAGCAAGUGCCCAUAGUCUCCAGGAGCUGGGACAAGAUGUGCAGAGCAUUGCUGCAAAGACCAAUGCCAGCAAGUUUAACCAAUGGCAUCUGCCCCUAACUUCUAAACAGGGAUUAGGAGGAAUGAGAAGAGAAAAAUAAAUGAGGAAUCACAGCUGUUUGAAGUCCAGAAAAAGAUUCCCAUUAAGUUCGAGUGCAAGCCUCUGGCAAAAGGAAAAUGCACUGUCUGUCCCAAGAGUGGUGUAUGCUAUGGAUAAAAGCACAAAACUAUUAGUGGGAGGAUCAGAAGAGUACAGGAGCAAAGACCAUUGAGGUGAAGAGAGAGAAAUGUGUAGUUGUGAUGUAUUACAUUUUGUUUUUACAUUCUGGUAUACAAAGCCUUUGGCAAGGUUAAUGCAUCUUCUCACAAUUUCUGUUAAAUAAUUUUACAUUGACACAAAUGUUUCUCAUAGUAACACAUUGCAUUUUCUUGGUUUGUUGCCCAGGUUAUAAUUUUUGGACCAGGAACAACCAAAGAGGGAGGAAAGAAUGCAGAUAUAUGGCUAUGGCAGCUGGUAUGUGAUGCUAGUUCAAUUUCGCACUAACUAUAUAGGUAGGGUAAAAAGGUAAAUGACCUCUGGAAGGUUAAGUCCAGUCAAAGGCGACUAUGGGGUGCAGUGCUGAUCUCACUUCAGGCAGAGGGAGCCGGUGUUUCCACACUGGCAAUACCAUAUUUUUCACUCUAUAAGACACACUUUUUCCCCUCCAAAAAUUAAGGGGAAAUGUGUGUGCAUCUUAUGGAGCGAAUGCAGGCUCCAUGGCUUCGCGUUGAUUUUGCUGAAGCCUGGAGAGCGAGAGCGCACUGACCCCUCUCACUCUCCAGGCUUCAGGGAUAGCUGCCCAAAACCUCUGGAGUGCAGCAGGAGCUCCCACUGUGCUCCAGAGGCUUCGCGUUGCUUUCGCUGAAGCCAGGAGAGGAACACUCUCCUGGCUUCAGGGAUAGCCGCAGCGGGAGGAGAAAUGGAAGGGGCCCCGCUUCUCUUGCCGCUUUGCUGAAGGGGCGCUGCACAGAGAGGGAGAGAAUUGUUUUUCUUGUUCUCCCCCUCUAAAACUAGGUGCAUCUUAUGGUCGGAUGCAUCCUAUAGAGCGAAAAAUACGGUAAUUCUUCCAUCGAACAAGCAAUGGAAAUAAAUGAGGUGUGUGCAUUGAUCAUAAGUGGCUCAACAGGUAUGAUAGAACUGCUAUGGCAGCUUCUGGGGUAGCCAGUUGCUUAUCUGGAGGGAGAGCAGCAAGGUGACAUAGAGGCUGGCAAAGCCAAUUCAGUGUUUGGCCAUGUCUCCCCCACCCCUACCCCACAGCCUUGUCCCUUUUCCUCCUAGCAAGCAAUAACAACACACUUGUCAGAAAGCUAGUGAAGCCUCCAUGGGCAGAGGAUCCAGCUGAGAGUUCGAGUUGGCUCCGGAGAAAAGUAUUUCACUCCAGGGGUUACAGAUGACACUGGGACACCCUUGUCAUUGCUGCAGUUGGACUGAGGCAGUGGGGUUCACUCAUGGGUUCCUCAGCAGUCUCUGAACCCAGUCUAUUGUUGAUGCUGGCUAUGCUUCAGUUUAAGAAUAUAAGAUGAUUACUGCUGGAUCCGGUCAAAAGUCCAUUUAGCCCAGCACUCUGUUCUCACAGAGGCCAACCAGAUGUCCCAUUGGCAGCCCACAAGCACAACCUGAGUGUAAAAGCAUUAUCCCUACUUGCCCAUUAGAAAUAGUUCUGUUCAUGCAAGACCUCCAUUAGUCCUCACAGGAAUGAAAUGGCUCACAGAGCAACAUUCUUACAAGACAGAUAUGAACCCUUUUUAGUAGUGUAUUCAUGAUUUUCCUUGUAGUAAUGUCAGUCUAGUCCCUGUUGGCUUGGUGAGCAACUUUUCAGGUCCUGGAAAGUAUUUCAAGGAUCUGAUGAGAAGACUGAAAAAUACUUCAAACAACCAAGUGCCGUAUUUUCAGGUUGACAUAUCUAUCAGCACACUGCUAGCUUAGUUGAUUAACAAUGCCACAGAAGUGGGUCACCUCAAGACAGCUUCAUUAUGUGGAGCUGUGGGCUGCAAACUCAGUCUGAUUGCUGCUCCUCACAGUGCAUCUGUACUGGGUAGCAGGGGAGUUUUUCUGUUGGCUUUACUAUGGAGGUUAAGCCUCACUCAGUUUGUUUGUUUGUUUGUUUGUUUGUUUGUUUGUUUGUUUGUUUCAAAUCAAAUAGUUCCACAAAUGAAAAGGUCAGCUAUCACUACAGAAUUCCAGGGAGAGGUGAACACUUUCCCCCAAAGUUCUACAUCGACUCAUAUUACACUGGUCAACAACAAAUUUGUUGUCUGCAUUUUUUCAGUUGAUUUAGGAUGAAUCUGAUGCGCUGAAUCCAAAAAUCACAUUGGUUUUGCUCAAUCAGGUCAAGUUUUUGAGCUAUGGCCACAUGUCUUUUUUUACGUUUUUGGUCACAUGUACGCUUGUGUGGAACAUUUUAGAAGCCAGUGGGGGUAAAAUGCCAUGUUGAAUAAUUGUUUUGAUUGGAAAUGAUUAUUUUAAUGACAAGAAGUAUUCAGGUCAGAUAGUUCUUGGGUGAUUAUGUCGAAAAGGGAUCAGUUUGAAGUCAUAAAACCUCUGUUUUUUCUCGGAAGAGAAGGACUUGGUGUACUGUGCAGAUAUUGCACAGCUUCUGCUCAAGCUUGGAGUGCCACAGUAUGAACCCAAAGAUUGGAGACUGUUCACUGACAGCAGCAAGCGAUCACUGAAAUGUGUUCUGCUACACAACGGCAACCAGUUUGCCUCUAUACCCCUGGCUCACUUGAGUACACUGAAGGAGAACUAUGAAGCGGUGAAGUAUGUGCUGGAGAAAAUUGGUUAUGAUCAGCAUAAGUGGUUUAUUUGUGUUGACCUGAAGAUGGUGAAUUUUUUGUUGGGACAACAGUCUGGCUUCACCAAGUACCCAUGUUUUCUGUGCAUGUGGGAUAGUAGGGACCGUGCUCAGCAUUACACAAAGAAGGACUGGCCUGUGCGGGAGGAAUUGGUGCCUUGCAAAUAAAGGAACGCCAUCAACGACCCUCUGGUGGACAGAGACAGAAUACUCUUCCCACCGCUGCACAUCAAGCUCGGCUUAAUCAAGCAGUUCACCAAGGCUCUGGACAAGGAUGGUGACUGCUUCACUUACUUGUGCCAGGCUUUUCCAGGAUUGACCAUGGAGAAGUUGAAAGCUGGCAUCUUUGACGGUCCUCAGAUCUGUCAGCUCAUCAGAGAUCCAGAGUUCAGAAACUCAAUGAACGAAGUGGAACUGGAAGCAUGGAAGGCAUUUGUUCUGGUAGUGAAGAACUUUCUUGGCAACAAUAAGGCCAAAAACUACACAGAACUUGUCAACAACAUGCUGACUGCUUUCAGAAACCUGGGCUGCAACAUGAGCAUCAAGAUGCACUACCUAUUUUCACAUAUGGACCGGUUUCCUGAGAACCUGAGUUCAAUGAGUGACGAGCAGGGGGAGAGAUUCCAUCAGGACAUGAAAGAGAUGGAGACCAGGUAUCAGGGUUGCUGGGACGCAGUCAUGAUGGCUGACUACUGUUGGACUCUGAAGAGAGACCUCCCUUCCGCUGAGCAUUCCAGGAGUUCCAAGAAACGGAAGUUCAAGCCCUGAAGUUUGAAAAAUGGUGAAGCAACAUGCAAUUUACGUGUACUUACCUUUAUCAAUGCCCACCAUUCAGUUUACAGUAAACCUGACCUGAUGGAGAGAAACGGAUGCCAUUUCCUGAUUCAGCAGUGCAAAAAUACCCUAAAUCAGUUGUAGAAAUCUAGACAACAUUCAAAAAGUAAAAAAUUGUUGCCCAGUGAUUAGUCUCAAUUCCCCCGCCCCCUGCAAGUAAUGAGCCCUAAACUGAUCAAAACAAAGGAGAACCUUUUCACUGCAUACUAGGUUUGCACAACUUGUGAUGCACUAAAUCAGUUUUUCUCAACCAACGGGGACAUACGAAGAACUUGGUGUGGAGUGUGUGUGAGAGUGGGGGGGGUUGUUUUGUUUUUUGUUUUGGUAAUGUACAAUAUAAGUAAACAAAUUUAAAGCUAUGAAAUUUCAAUCCAUGUGAAAAAUUCAAAUUAAAUAAUUACGUGAACUGGGAUUGAAGGGGGUGUGGCAUCUUUUUUAUGUCAGCUAAAAGGGGACAUGGAUUGAAAAAAAGUUGAGAAACAGUGUAAUAAAUGAAACAUCUCCCACCAGCAGCCAAAUCUAGGUUCAGGUCCCAGUAAGAGGAAAACCAAGAAUGUCUAUCAAGCCUGUGGCAUAUAGUUGUUAAUGACUGGUUUGGGUCACAAGCCCUGCUUUUACAGAAUUAUUUGAUUUGUUUAUUUCCCAGCUCACUAGAUUACUGAUGAUUUGGUUAGACUGACUGAUUAGUUCAUUAAGAUAUACUUCCUAGUUUGUGGCUGCUAAUGACAGUCCAGAAAGAAUUAAAAGCCCCUCUUUUGUUCCUGCCUUUUCAGGAAGGAACAUCUGUUGUUACUGCUGACAGUAAUACCCUGUGUCUAGAAAAUGGAGACAGCCUUCUCAUCCCAGAACAGACUGCGUAAGUAUACAACAGUAUGUGAGAUUGGCCACCUUUUGCAAAUGGCCACCUCCUCUCUCUCAGGUAUUGGUGCAUCACUGCUCCUUCUGCUUUCUAUUCAUGGAAAAUUCAUUUAGCUUCUACACCCGGGGUAGCCAUUAUUUAUCUUUAUUUGCUGAACUACAGCUCCCAUCAUUCUUAACCAUGAUGACUGAGGCUGGUGGGCAAUGUUGAACACCAUCUCAAGGUCACCAUAUUGGCUACCCCUGUUUGUGUGUAGUGGCACCAGUAUUCGGUAACACUGUUCCUACUGAAAUCAGACAGGUGCUGCCAUUUUGAUAUUUUUGAUACCAAAAGAUAUUUUGUUUCACCAGGCCUUCCCAGAGAAUUUAUUUGUUUCACUGUUGGCUAUUUCCCCUAUACAGUCGUACCUUGGAAGUCGAACUGAAUCUGUUCCGAAAGUCCAUUUGACUUCCAAAACGUUUGGAAACCAAGGCGCUGCUUCCAAUUGGCUUCAGGAAGCUCCUGCAGUCAAUCAGAAGCCGCAGAACCCAUGCUGGAUGUUUGGGUUCCAAAGAACAUUUCUAAACUGGAACACUCACUUCCGGGUUUGCGGAGUUCGGGAGCCAAAACAUUCAAGUUGCAAGGCAUUCAACUUCUGAGGUACGACUGUAUUUUAAAGAUUUAAUUAUACAUCAUGGUAUUAUUAUUAUUAUUAUUAUUAUUAUUAUUAUUGAAUUGGUGGUCCUAAGAUCUGUGGGUAUAGGGUGGUAUGCAAAUUUAAUAAAUAAAUAAAAUAAAAAUAUUUGCAAUUUAUUUAUUUAUUUAUUAAAAUGAUUGCUUAAUGGGACAUUCUUCAGAGUGACGAUAGCCAAGUCCGCUCACCCUCUCGAUGCGGCUGUGUUGCGGGAUGGCAAAGGCUCUUCUAAGACCUCGAUGAGGGAUUUGAGGAUGGUGUCCUGUCCUGAUAGGUGGCCUGGGCAUAAGACCGGACCACCUAUCAGGAGCCAGAUCCUAGCCUGCACCAGGAAUUGGCGAACGGGGGUGCAGGCUUGGACAAUGGGCUGGGCUGGGGUGUUUGUGGAGCUGACAGAGCAAGAAGGCUUCCCUCAGGUCAUUUAAACAGCCUCCACUUGGAGCCCUACCUUGCUUUUAUUCGCCGGGUUCCUCUCAUCGAGUUCGUUGUUGGAGCGUCAGAUUGGCUGCCUUGCCUGCCCCAGUGGAGUCAUGAUAGCCAAAUGUUUUGUGAAGGUCUUUGUUUUGCUUUUUCUAACUUUGUUCCACAAGUCAAAUACAAAGCAUGAGAUUUUGGCUGCAAUACACAUUUACAUCAGAGUAAACCUCACUGAUAUCAGUGGGGAUUUCUUCUGAGUGAUAUAGGUUUGUGUUUUCUGUCUCAAACUAAGCAUUCCUGCGCUGCCAUUACACUCCUGUUUUCUUGGAAUGCUUUUUACCUUUAAUCUACUGAACUAGAAAGGUGGCUGUCAUGUACUGAGUUGAAUAGGCUCCAAAAGGCAGCAGUCUGAUUGGUCCUAGAACAAUAGGGUCCAGAAUGCAGCAGUCUGAUUGGUCCACAGGAGCCACCCAAUCCAGCUCCAGGUGGAAGUGAAUCCGCAGCCUGAUUGGCCUACAGGUGAAUCCCAGAAUUAGCCAAUUACAUGGGGCCCAUUGUGUAAAUAAUGUAUAUAAAGCAGACAUUCUGGCGGAACUUCCAUUCCUCCUCACCACUAUGAGCUGAAUAAAGCGCAUGAAAUCCACUCUCAACUCCGAGUAUAUUUCAGUGGCAGUGAUACAACACCGGAAAGGCAAGGAGUCUUAACUCUGUCCCAUAUUCAGGAGGACCACCGGCUUUCAGGUUCCUUUCCCAUGCCCUAAUAAUUUGUGACCCACACACCAUAGAUUGCUUUCCUAUUUAGAAUUAAUGUGCUCCGUAUGUUUUACAGUUGGUAGAGCCCAGCUCUAUGAUGGGGAAUUGACACCUAGGGUCUCAUUGCUAUGAACUGCAUUGAAUCCCCCCCAUAUGUUUAAUCUACUCAAAUCCCUGGUGAGAUGUUCAUUCUCAGUCAUGGCAGUCCAGUCUCAUUACAACAAUCUAAUGCUUCCACUUAUUUUGGCAACACUCUGUAUAGCUGACUGCUCAAUUAAGCAAUGACAUUUUCCCUAAACUACCAUUUUACUUCUUUCCAUUCUGCUAGUGACCAGUAAUUAAAUUCAGGAGCAGGAGGUGAAGUGAGAGGCAGAAAGGAUUUGGUAUUUGGUAAAAAGUGUUCAGCAUCCUCAGAAAUUCUUCUAGCAUUGUCAACAAGCAAUGAAUAACAAAGGGAGAGUUUAUUGUUAUCGGGCAAUGAAUGCUUAGAGUCAAUCUGAAAAGAUUAACUGAUACGGUUUAAAAACAGCAGGAACAGUGGAGGAGUGCAUGUCUGCCAUUCAGUCCCAUUCUCUGUUUUGUUUUGAAGGUUUCAGUGGAAGAGAGCUGAAGGAUCCAUUGCUCUUUCCAUUAUUCAGGAUCCUGCACGAAAAAGACCCUAUACCUGAGUUGCUGGCAAGACUGAUUAAUAAAAGACUGAUAAAAUGUUUUAUGUGAGCACUGCAAUCGAAGAAGAAGAAGAAGAAGAAGAAGAAGAAGAAGAAGAAGAAGAAGAAGAAGAAGAAGAAAUUCAUUAAUCUUGAAUCCACACAUCUAAAACUAUAUGACACCACUUUAAACAGUCUUAGAUUUCUCCAAAUAAUCCUAGGAAUGGUAGUUUUUUAAAGUUGCCACAGCUCCCUAAGAAGAAGGAUUGAUUGUUAAACAACUCUGGAACUGUAGCUCUGGGAAGGAAUAGGAGAGUUUAUAAGCAACUCUUAGCACCCUUAAUAAACUACAGGGCAACUGAUAUGACUUUUCAUAUGUGAUGGACAUGUGAGCUGUUGCAACCAUUCUGGAAAAGAGUAUGUACAGAAAUAAGUAAAAUUACGGAUCAGGACAUAUAAUGUAAUCCAAGCCUAGGCUUAUUAACAGAUAUUCAACUCAAUUUGUUAUACAAGGAACUUAUUGAUUUUCUUUUGGUCGCUGCACAAUUACUCAUAGCAAAGUAAUUGAUCACCUACGCAUCAGACAAUGGGGGGGGGGAUGGACAAUUGCUUUGUCCGAGAAACUAACGAAGAGAGUACAUGUCUCAACAAGGCAUCUGAUCUGGAUAAUUUUGUUGAAAUAUGUUACCCCUUUAUGAAAUAUUCACAUGGACUUAUGGGAAAAUCUGACUCAUUAGUCUUCUGUUCCAGGGAGAGGUGGUGGGAAUGGGGAAAAUCAAUUGUUCUGUUAAUGUUUAUAUUUUUGGAAAGCGAUAACAAUUGUUGUUUUUUUAAAAAAAUGGAAUAAAAAUAAACAACAACUCCAAGAUUUUAGGGGUCGGGGAAGCCAUGGCUGCUUAAAGUGGUAUCAUAGUAAUUUAAAUGCAUGGUGAGAAUGUGGCCUAAGAAAAAAUAAAACAUAUUUCAGUGCUCCACUAGGAGUGAGGUCUUGUAAAACGAAUGCCUAGUUGUUAUAUAUAACACAGUAUCAGAACUCUUGAACAGACUUGCAUCACCCACAACACCAGAUUUAAUUUUUAAAGUUGGCAGGCGUCAGUAUAUAGGUAAAGGUAAAGGUAAAGGUACCCCUGCCUGUAUGGGCCAAUCGUGUCCGACUCUAGGGUUGUGUGCUCAUCUCACUUAAGAGGCCGGGAGCCAGCGCUGUCCGAAGACACUUCCGGGUCACGUGGCCAGCGUGACGAAGCUGCUCUGGCGAGCAAGCACCAGCGCAGCACACUGAAACGCUGUUUACCUUCCCGCUAUAAAACGGUACCUAUUUAUCUACUUGCACUUAGGGGUGCUUUCGAACUGCUAGGUGGGCAGGAGCUGGGACCGAAAGGCGGGAGCUCUCCCGCCGCGGGGAUUCGAAUCGCCGACCAUACGAUCGGCAAGUCCUAGGCACUGAGGUUUUACGCACAGCGCCACCUGCGUCCCUUCAGUAUAUAGGUAGAAAAAUUCAAUUUUGGAAUUCUUAGUGUUGAAAGGGAUGGAGUGGGGUGAGGGGAAGGAUCUGGACAGUCUGAGCCAGUGGUUCAUAGAUCCCACUCGAAAAAGCCAAAAGGAGCUGUGUAAUAGGAAGCUGAAUUGAUGGCUUGAAACAUGAGUUUUGAUUAAAAAAAAAAUAGGGAGUUGAGGAAAGUUUUGAAAGUAGAGGAAAUGAGAGCAAGUGAUAUAUAGAGUCAGUGAAUUCUUUUUGAUUAACCAAGAAAUCGACACAUUGUGCAUAACAACACUUGCUCACCAUUCUCUUGAAACCCAAGCUCCUCAUGUUUCAAGUGUUCCUAAAUGAUUGACUUUGCAGAAUACAGUGAGCAAAAAUCUCCCCUUUCAUGCUGAUUCGGCUGCUAUCGUAUAUUGCAGCCAAAAUAGUCCUGGCCAUUUUGAACCCACUUACCCCCCCUCUGUCUUGGAUCAUUACACCACAGCAUAUAGCAUAUUUGAAAGAAAGGAAAACACAAGAAGGGUUGACAAGCUGAGGGGGAACAGAAUAAAUGUUUAUUAUUUUAGGAAGGCAGAAUCUUGAGGUGACUCUCAGCCUGUUUUAUAAGUUUGCAUUGCAGAAAUCAGAAUCAUCGCAGCAUUUGAUUUCCCGACGGAUACCAUUUUGAUUAGGACAAGGCACAUCACACGUCACCAUAUUCUUCAAUGCACAGUCGAGUAUUUUAUCUCUAAACACCCCAUCUGAGACAAUGUGUGAAGAGGAAGAAAGAGGAAAAGAGAAAGGAGUGAAGAUAUGUAUCAUUCUAACCCUCAGUUACCACAAUGAUUAACUGGAAUUCACAUAAAAUAUCCAAGGUGCUCUCCAUUACAAAACCUGGUAAUACUGAUGGCUGAAAGAAUAAAGAAACACAAGGGCUGAAUCUAGACACACACACACACACACACACACACACACACACACAAAAACAUUUUAGGAAAACGUGUUGUAAACUUUAUAAUGGGAAAUCACGUUGGAGAAAGAUGGGACUCCACAGUGCCAUCCAGUGUCACAGUGUUAUAAUGCAUAUAAAAUGCUUUUUCUUUACUAAUGCAGCUGAGUCCAAUGUUUAUUACUCUGGGGAAACAAAGCUAUUCUGAAUACAGGUACACAUGUCUCUCUUCACCUUCUUCUACAGCCCCUAAAUCUGCACUAGAAUGUAGAGAGAAACCCACAAACAAGUUUAGGAGGCACAUAUAGGAAGGAGUGAAGUGGAGUAUUGUGUGGUACCCACAUGCGUACUGUGGGAUAUUGCAGUGAAACAUAAGUAUGCAUGGAGGGUUUGAGACCAGAGACCUGUGUUUUAUAGAAUUGGGUCAUACACCCUCUUUUCUGGUGAUGUAAGUAUCUUAUUUGUCCUUCUUUUAAUUAAUUCAAUGUGCUGGGGGGGUGACAAUAAAUUUUCUGCACGGGGUACCACGUGACCUUGCUACGCCACUGAGUGAUGGAGGAAAUAAGACCUUCUCUUCCUUUCUACACUAACACUCUCUUCAACAAUGCAACAGUCAGGAAAGAAAUGUCUGAGCUUGUUGCAUACAAGCUCAGACUGCAUGCUUGAAGCUAUGCUUCUGACAAAGGCAUUUCCAUAUAUUAUUCCCCAUUGCUGUAUCACUAAUCUGAAAGAAAUGGAAAAUAAGCAGAAGGGGAAUGUGAACCAUGGAGCCCAAACAAGGCACAACCUUUGCAGCUGUUUCUUACUUUCGAGGGUGGUGAUGCCAACGCAGGUUCCUCCAUCAUCAACUUCACAUGUUUGGUGGUUGCAUGGUACUCCUGGGAUCAUAAUUAGGCAUUUUGCACAGAGGAGAGCAUCUGCUCCAAAAGACAAAACCAAAAUGUUGUGAAUAAUGGAGGGUUGCUUUGAUUGAUGGAUUAUAUUUCUAUGCUGUUUUUCAUUCAAAGGAACCCCAAAGUGUCUUAGAAACAAUGAAAGACAAUAGGGUAAUAGAGCAUCAGAAAUACAUCACAAAUCAUAAGACAGAAUACAGCAGAAAUCAUACAGAAUAAUUAACAAGAUUUUUAAAAAGUAAUAGCCAAAUGGCCACGGAAUUUCCCUAAGCCACUGUAAAAUAUUAAAUGGAGAAAGAGAAAGCACCCAGACCACUUCUGAAGGACUUCAUGCUUGUAAAGCUGGGUGGAUUUUUCAUGGCUUGUUCUUUAAAGAAUUGACCCCAAAUGUGAUUAAAAGGAGUUGGCACAGGAUGGGAAAACAUUGAGCCAUCAACCCUUAGCUCUGAGAUGAACCUAUAGUUUGCCCUCAUCUUUUUUUUUUUUUAAAAUAGUUUUUAUUAAAGAUUUCUGGUGCUACAGAAGGCUUGCCCACAUCUUGAGUUUUAUUUUCUGUUUGCAAAGUAUCUCUACCCGGUAAAGGAGUCAGUUUCCCUGCUUGAAUAUUAGGGAGAGUUGCUUAAAUACAUAAAAUGUUGAACAGAUUCUAACAGGCUGCAGAAAAGAAAGAGAUGUGAAGUAGGGCCUCUCCAUCAUUGAUUGCAGGGAGUUGGACUAGAUGACUCUUGGGUCCAACUCUAAGAUUCUAUGACUCUCUGAAUAGCUUCACCGCAACAACAGCUGCCCUUGGCUCACCCUCUCCCUCAAUUGCCCCCUAGCAACAGUCUUUCCAUUAAGGUGCAACAGAGGGAGAGAACAGAAGAAUUUCCAUUUAACUGCCUCAAUUCAGAUUCUAUGGACAGAGCAUAGAUUUGGUUUGAUUCAUACUUCUGCCUGCCAACCUGCACUUAACCUGCCUCCCUUGGCUGACAGUGCUUUUCCCAGCUCUUGCAAAAAGAACAUACCUGCAGGUGUAAGGAACAGGAAAACACAGAUUGCAAGAAGUACUUGACUUGGGAUGGACAUCUUGGUAUCAAAAGGUGUGUUCUCCAGCAGAGCCCCAAAUCACAGAGGAAUAGAUGUGGACCUUCACUAGAUUGCUCCAGGGUGGAGAAGCUUCUUCCUUUGAUCCUUUUAACAACAGCCUAGAGAUCAUGGUGUCCUCAGAAAGGAACUAUAAAGAUAAAUGGGUGGGCCAUAACAUCAUGAACUGGCCACUCAUCACAGAACAAAAAUCCCAAUUUAAGUGAGAACUUGAAGUGUGGGUGGAACAGAUUCUUUGAUGUCAGGGCUUCAAUGGCCUCUGCAAGUCUCCACUGGCACACCUGCCACUUUUAGGACCAAAUAAAUGCAUGGCAAAUUCAUAAAUAUCAUCAAUGCUUGCCCAACAAUAAAUGGACAAUGGUUUUAAUGUUUAAUUCAACUUUUAGGUGUUGAAUGGUCUCUUUAAAUUUGAAGGUUCAUUAUUGUUCCACAAGAUGUGUAUGUCUUUAAGAGCCAGAGCAAAUAACGUGACCUAGCUUUACAGCCGUGAAACAGUAUAGCAGGUGCUGCUAAGUUGUGUUAAUUAAGCUGUGUCAGCAAUUGGGUAUAGUAUAUAAAGAGCAGCACCUAGCUCUCUCAGUACACUGGUGGUUGGGUUGGUGGAUGGGUCAUGUUUACUGAUAUAUUAAGUGUGAAAGGAGUUUUUGUAUUUGUUAUUAAAGCCUAGCUAAAGUUAUUUUGUGUUCCUUGUAAUGUGUGGUCUCCCCAGCAAGCUCUCUUUUUGGCCAGAAACUGAAAUGAAACAGUCAUCAGCCUAUGACCUUGUGAGUUUUACAUUUCAUCAUUUGCCUGUUAUGUAUGUGCUUUCUUGGCCAGCGGAUGCAUUUGCUCUGGUACACUUCCCACAGUGUACUGAAAUUAUAUGAAGGCAGGCAGGAGUUGGGACAUUGCUAUCUGAGUUCAGCCAGAUGGAACUAUACUGUGUACCUUAAGUACAAUGUGCAAUUGCAUUCUCUCUUUAUGGGUUUCUUGUGUGUCCUGAAUGCAUUUCUAAUGUGCAGGAGCUCUGUGUACCAACUUGUCAGGAACACUUUCUCUGGCAAUCACGCUUUGAGAGCUGCUUCCGAUUACCAGUUGCUGAAAAUAACCGGAGGGGAGAAGACCCUUGUGCUUGGGUCCUUCAAGCCAGUUUCCCACAGGCCUCUGGCUGACUCUUAUGAGAACAGAAUGCUGGAGUGAAUUGGUCAUUGGCCUGAUCCAGCAGGCUCUUCUCAUCUUCUUAAUUUUGCACUCAAAACCAAAUUCUGAAAUUCUAAAUAAAGUAUUACUAGAUAAUCUGGACAUUGGCAUUAACAUUACAUGUCACAUUUCAUGUUCAUUGAAUGAAAGCUGAAAAAAAGGUGAUCCUGUAUGGGUCUACUCAGAAGUGAAAUCUACUUAGUUAAAUGGCGCUUACUCCUUGGUAAGUGGGUGUAGGUUUACUGACUGAGUGGAUAAAGUCUCUUCAAUACACUGGAACAUCAUGUUACGGACGGAAUCCAUUCCGGAGGCCCGUCCAUAACAUGGAAUUGAUGCAAGCCAAAGCGCUGCGCCUGCGCAUGUGCACGGUGUGAUUUAGUGCUUCUGCGCAUGCACCAGUCGCAAAAUCCAGAAGUAACCCUUUCCAGUACUUCCGGGUUGCUGCGGGACACAACACGAAAACACGUAACCUGAAGCGGACGCAACAGGAGGUGUGACUAUACAAAAUAAAACAAAGGAUGUUGAAAGGAAGUCCUAUAACACUUUCUUGUUCUUUGGGUGUGGGGGAAUGCAUUUAGUCUUUCAGGAACGUCAAGACUCUGCUUCUUAUUUACACAUCUUGGCUAUCAAAAUCUGCUAUAAGUGUGCCAGUGGAGACUUGCAGAGGCCAUUGAAGCCCUGACAUUGAAGCUGAGAUACACAUUUUUGUACGCAUCAUUUGAUUGGGGAACUGCAUCGUAAAAUGUAGAGAAGUGCCAGUCUUGAAGAUUUGCAUGUUGUUUCAGGAACUUCCAAUUGGGUAGGUUUGCAUUGCAAGUCCUCACUAAACUGAAUUUCUUCUCCAUCUCUACCUAUAAGACACCACUAGAUGCAGCAGCCAUCAGAGGGGGGUGGGUAAGGCAAGGCAACGUUGCUCACCUGUAUUCCCAACACUGAGCAUUCCUGAGAGGAGGAAGGGUGAGACACAGGGUAGGGAGUUCAGUGAAGAAGAGGAAGAAGAGGAAGAAGAAGAAGAAGAAGAAGAAGAAGAAGAAGAAGAGGAGGAGGAGGAGGAGGAGGAGGAGGAGUUGUUGUUGUUGUUGUUUGGAUUUGAUAUCCCGCUUUAUCACUACCCGAAGGGGUCUCAAAGCGGCUAACAUUCUCCUUUCCCUUCCUCCCCCACAACAAACACUCUGUGAGGUGAGUGGGGCUGAGAGACUUCAGAGAAGUGUGACUAGCCCAAGGUCACCCAGCAGCUGCAUGUGGAGGAGUGGAGACGCGAACCCGGUUCACCAGAUUACGAGUCUACUGCUCCUACCCACUACGCCACACUGGCUCCCAGUGAGGUGCAAACAUGGUGGCAGGAGCACUGGACUACCUCUGCUAAGCCUCUUCCUUCCUCAGAACUAACAGUGACUCUUGGGGUUGGGAAGGCAGGUGUUGGGAAGAAGCUGCCCAGCUUGUGCUGCUCCACCAUGCACGAAGUGUUGGCCUGAGGGUUUCUAAAAUUAAAAGACCUUAGAGGCCAGUUACCAGGAAUAGCAUUUUCUUGCCAGAGAUCUGCAGAGUUCUAACAAGUUUCUUACCUGUUUGGGUUGGGGUUUUUUAAACUAUAAAUUUUGGUACCAUGUCUUUGUUAUUCCCAGCACAGUACAUUUUUUCCCCCCCACAUCUAAACCUGAUCUGCAAAAACAAUUAUACAGGAUACAGGAAGGUUUCUAAGUAGGCCAAAUGAACACAAUCCCAGGACCCCUGGCUGACUAUACUGCUGAUGCUUACCUAAUGUGCUUCAUAACUACUUGGGGUACCACAGAGAGACGUUGCAUUUUACUUUGAAAAGGAGGAGUUGGGUGAAUUGUUUUUUCAAGUGAACACGCAGCCUCCUGUGUAGAAGUGUUUUUUGUAUCUUAUUCAGGGGCAGAGAAUAAAUGAUAAAAAGGAUAAUCUAGCCUGAAAAUGUCCAUUCUCUCUCUCUUCUAUUGGCCUUGGACAAGGAUGAGGAAUCUCUGCCCAAUCUCUUUUGGACUUCCAGUAGAUGAAGGCAGCUGUAGUCAAGCCAUGUCUGGAAGACUGCAGGUUACCAAACCCUGAACUAGGAGAAACUCUAUAGCAGUUGUAUGCCCAACAGCCGUUCUAGGGAGCUAUACAGAUUGCUGCUAAUACACAAACUGAUUUACACCAGUACUUCCGAGGAACACUGAUUUAGUCAUCAAGAGACCAAACAAGUGACGUUAAAUGUGCCUUUUCAGUUAACAUUAAACAUAAAUAAAAAUAGAUAUUUAUAUAACUUAUUCAAAGUGUUGGUGCUGACCUUUAAAGCCCUAAACAGCCUUGGCCCUGUAUUCCUGAAGGAGCAUCUCAGCCCCAUCGUUCUGCCCAGACAUUGAGGUUCAGCUCUGAUGGUCUUCUGGUGGUUCCCUCACUACAAGAAAUGAGCUUACAGGGAACCAGGCAGAGGGCCUUCUCAGUGGUGAUUCUCUCCAUGUGGAACGUCCUCCAAUCAGAUGUCAAGGAGAUAAAUAACUAUACAACUUUUAAAAGACAUCUGAAGGCAGCCCUGUUUAGGGAAGUUUUUAAUGUUUGAUGUUUUAUUAUGAUUUAAAUUUGUUGGAAGCCACCCAGAGUGGCUGGGGAAACCCAGCCAGAUGGGUGGGAUACAAAUAAUAAAAUUAUUAUUAUUAUUACUAUAUACCUCUAUUAAUCAAGUCUGAUUUGAGGUGGUUUACAAUGUCAGAAAAAUCCCCCACAUGGAUGCAUCUUCUAUUGAUGAUGUUGCUUUCCUCACAAAAGUGACCAAAAUCAACUUACAAAAACAAUAAAUCUCUAAAACCAAGUGUAACAAACAAUCAAUUACAGGGCCCAGUGAGGUUGUCAGGAUAAAACAGAGCCAAGGAAUAAGAGGAGAUUUCAGAGGCACACAGAAAGCCAUUUAUCAACCAAAUGGUUUCAAGCAUCAUAACUCCGCCCAAUCUGAAAGGUGGCUUUGGUUUAAAGAAAUGAAAUGGAAUUUCUACCAAGGAAGAGGAAUAAUAGAUUAGGCAAUGCAUUGGAUCUGCAAUAAUGGUAGUUAGUCAACUCAAUAUGGAGAUGAGUGGUUUUAUCCUUCAGGUGCCUGCCAAACUUGUCACAGCAUGUCUUUGAAGGUCCCCUCACUCUCUUGCCCUGUACAGAUGCCCGUAGUCUUUUUGCAACACAGCAGUCUGAUUGGUCCACAGGAGCCACCCAAUCCGCAACCUGAUUGGCCUACAGGUGAAUCCCAGAAUUAGCCAAUCAUGUGGGGCCCAUUAUGUAAAUAAUGUAUAUAAAGCAGACAUUCUGGGGGAACUUCUAUUCCUCCUCACCACUAUGAGCUGAAUAAAGAGCAUGAAAUCCACUCUUGACUCCGAGUAUAUUUCAGUGGCAGUGAUACAGCACCGGAAAGGCAAGGAGUCUUAACUCUGUCCCAUAUUCAGGAGGACCACCGGCUUUCAGGUUCCUGUCCCAUGCCCUAAUAAUUUGUGACCCACACACCAUAGAUUGCUUUCCUAUUUAGAAUUAAUGUGCUCCGUAUGUUUUACAGUUGGUAGAGCCCAGCUCUAUGAUGGGGAAUUGACACCUAGGAUCUCAUUGCUUUGAACUGCAUUGAAUCCCCCCCAUAUGUUUAAUCUACUCAAAUCCCUGGUGAGAUGUUCAUUCUCAGUCAUGGCAGUCCAGUCUCAUUACAACAAUCUAACGCUUCCACUUAUUUUGGCAACACUCUGUAUAGCUGACUGCUCAAUUAAGCAAUGACAUUUUCCCUAAACUACCAUUUUACUUCUUGCCAUUCUGCUAGUGACCAGUAAUUAAAUUCAGGAGCAGGAGGUGAAGUGAGAGGCAGAAAGGAUUUGGUAUUUGGUAAAAAGUGUUCCGCAUCCUCAGAAAUUCUUCUAGCAUUGUCAACAAGCAAAGCAUAACAAAGGGAGAGUUUAUUGUUAUAGGGCAAUGAAUGCUUAGAGUCAAUCUGAAAAGAUUAACUGAUAUGGUUUAAAAACAGCAGGAACAGUGGAGGAGUGCAUGUCUGCCAUUCAGUCCCAUUCUCUGUUUUGUUUUGAAGGUUCCAGUGGAAGAGAGCUGAAGGAUCCAUUGCUCUUUCCAUUAUUCAGGAUCCUGCAUGGAAAAGACCCUAUAGCCGAGUUGCUGGCAAGACUGAUUAAUAAAAGACUGAUAAAAUGUUUUAUGUGAGCACUGCAAUCGAAGAAGA
Podarcis lilfordi (Lilford's wall lizard) is the source of this 30302-nucleotide messenger RNA. Lineage: Eukaryota; Metazoa; Chordata; Lepidosauria; Squamata; Lacertidae. The record is from the annotation of a GenBank genome assembly.